UGAUUCAUAACGUUUGGUGUUUUGUACAGCAAGCAUGUUACACUGGUUUAUCGUUACUUACAAUUUUAUCAAUUUCUGCACUGAAUAGAUAAACAGUAAUGGACCGAGCGUAACUGUUAUCUGCAUGUUUUCAGCUUAGACGUAUUUUGGACGUGGUUAACAACACACCUAAUGCGAAAAGAAUUGUUUCAGUUUAAUUAAUCAUCAAAUCGAUGAUUUGAGAAUAUCUCGAUUCCGCCACGGAAUUUUUGGGUCAUGGCACAGAACAACAAUACGAUGAAAAGGAAAAAUGUUCCAAUUACCAACGCAUCUUCCAGAGGAGAUAGUUCUCAGACCGCCUUGAAUAAACAUAUUCAUAUAAGCAAACCGGCAAUACAUGGAAGUUUAUAUCAUCUCCACAUAGCUACAGUAAUUCUGUUACGGGCAUAUGAUACACAACAAAAAAAUAAGGACUUCAACUUCAACAUUACGGUGGAGGAUCCUCAUGCUGGAAAAUUUGACGAUGUAGUUCUACGUUACACUUCUCAACAGGUAAAAGAUGGGGCAGUUUAUCUGCAAAGCAAACAUAGAGAUUUGUCGAAUUCUAAACACCCAUUACCAAACAAAAAAUCGAAAACUACGCCAACAAUUACCAGAGCCGCUUUGUUGGAUAAGGGAAGAACUUCAAAUCCACCGUUUUCGAUACCCGUCUAUUUUUUAUCUUUUGUUGAAAGUAAUCAUAGGAUAGGACAACAAAAUUAUUAUUUCUUAUGUACCAACGCGCAGAUCGACGAUGGCAUCAUUCAAUACUUUUCCCAAGUAAUUCCUAGUGAACAUUAUAUUCUUCAAUGUUAUCAAGAUCUUGAAGCCACUUUUUAUCAAUUCAAUCCAGAUACCAUAUUUGGCCAACUCGAAGAAACCAUUAAAACAGUCAGCCUUGACAAACUAGGCAAGCUAUUAGCGAAAUCUAUUUAUAACAAACAGAAAAUAACUCUUGAUAAUCCGCUGUACAACAUGUAUGCCGCAUUGAUAAGUAGAAUUGUUGAGCAGUCUAAUACAGAUCUAGCAUCUUUACAGCAACCUAACGAUAUCUAUAAAUUUAAAAAAGAGUUUUUAGAAGCACCAGAACAAUCAACCAUUGGAAUGCUACGUAUAGCUUUAGUAACAGAAUAUAAAAAAAAUCUUAAUGUAGGAAAAGAGAUUUGGUCUGAUGUGGAUGAGAAAAAAAUCUGGUUGGAUCCUAAUUUUUCGAUAACAGCAGUCAAUGAUAUGUUCGAUAUGAUAAACAAAGAUGAGUCGGAAUACGCAAAGAUUGAUGCAAAAAUAAAGGAGUUUUAUGGAAAAUUCAUGUUAGUUUGUGAAGCAACAAAUGAACUUACGCUUGAAAGUAACAGCAAAAAAAUAUUAGCAACGUUAACUGAUACUGAGAUAAAUGCCACCUUUAAUAACAUGCAUCUUUCAAUAUUGGACGCUAUGAAAAAAGCAAACGGCUUACAACUUGACUCGAUCUAUUUAACUAACAUAUUCAAAAAUAUUAAGUGCAACACUUGUUACAUUGAAUGGGCUGAUUCCACCAAACAAUAUGUAGAGUGUCUAAACAUAAUAUAUUCAUUUGUUCAGAUUAAUCCUAAGUGGCUGGAAAAAUCUUGUUUCUACAGUUAUAUAGAUAAAAAAAGUACUAACAAAAUUAUUAUUAUUUUAGCUCGAAAAAUGUACAUCUUAGUUCCAUCAUUAUAA
Messenger RNA from Anopheles merus, 1716 nucleotides. RefSeq lists its product as uncharacterized. The record is from RefSeq and is a predicted model, not a curated record. NCBI's taxonomy places the organism in Eukaryota, Metazoa, Arthropoda, Insecta, Diptera, Culicidae. The transcript has 3 exons. The coding region runs from base 256 to 1716 and encodes 486 amino acids.